CCCCCCUUCUCCUACCUCAUCCUGAUAUCCCCAAACCACCAACCAAACACACACACCCAAACCCGACGAACAGCCGCAGCUGCAGGCCACGCAUCCUCGCCGUGAAUCUCCCACCGCGCUCCGGCGAUGGCAUUCGCGGUCUCCACCGCCUGCAGGCCGUCCCUGCUCCUGCCCCCGCGCCAGCGCUCGUCGCCGCCGCGGCCGCGGCCGCUCCUCUGCACGCCCUCCACCGCCGCCUUCCGCCGCGGCGCCCUCAGCGCGACAACAACGCCAACGCCGGCGCGCGCAGCACUGCCGUCGACGACGGGGAGGAACAGGAUCGUCUGCGGCAAGGUGACGACGACGAACAAUUACCCCUCCUCCUGUCGCAGUCGCAGGAGCACGAUGAUGCACGCCGCCGCGUGGCUGCUGCUGCAGCAGCUGAGCCCAGCAGCAGCGCGCGUGGCGCGGGCGGCUGAUGACGAUUCGUCGGUGCAGGUGAGCAAGGGCAGCGCGGCGCCCAACUUCACGCUGAGGGACCAGGACGGGAGGGCGGUGUCGCUGUCCAAGUUCAAGGGGAGGCCGGUGGUGGUGUACUUCUACCCCGCCGACGAGACCCCCGGAUGCACCAAGCAGGCCUGCGCCUUCCGCGACUCCUACGAGAAGUUCAAGAAGGCCGGCGCCGAGGUCAUCGGCAUCAGCGGCGACGACGCCGCCUCCCACAAGGAGUUCAAGAAGAAGUACAAGCUGCCGUUCACGCUGCUGAGCGACGAGGGGAACAAGGUGAGGAAGGAGUGGGGUGUGCCGGCUGACCUGUUCGGGACGCUGCCGGGAAGGCAGACGUACGUGCUCGACAAGAACGGCGUCGUCCAGUACAUCUACAACAACCAGUUCCAGCCCGAGAAGCACAUUGGCGAGACCCUCAAGAUCCUCCAGAGCCUCUGAUUCUCUUCUUCUUCUUCCUCCUUUUUUAACUACAAUCUCUCAUGUAUGAUCCAUCACAGUAUACCGAGAAAUUAAUCCAUCUGUUAAUCUCUUCUCGAUCGUUUUUCUCCCUCGGCAUGUGUAUAGCUAGUGUAUCUGUAACUCUGUGAGUAUAUAUACAGUCAAAAUCGGUGGGCUGCUAGCUCUGAAUUUUGCCGUAAGGCACUCUGAUUUUCUCUACUUGGAUUAAUUUACUAA
Messenger RNA from Oryza sativa Japonica Group (Japanese rice), 1161 nucleotides. NCBI's taxonomy places the organism in Eukaryota, Viridiplantae, Streptophyta, Magnoliopsida, Poales, Poaceae. The record is from RefSeq and is a predicted model, not a curated record.